This is a messenger RNA of Sapajus apella (tufted capuchin), 4022 nucleotides long. RefSeq names its product refilin B (gene RFLNB). Gene Ontology annotation, cellular component: actin filament bundle. Gene Ontology annotation, molecular function: filamin binding. The coding region runs from base 128 to 778 and encodes 216 amino acids. Gene Ontology annotation, biological process: skeletal system morphogenesis; negative regulation of bone mineralization involved in bone maturation; negative regulation of chondrocyte development. The record is from RefSeq and is a predicted model, not a curated record. Lineage: Eukaryota; Metazoa; Chordata; Mammalia; Primates; Cebidae. The transcript is spliced from 3 exons.
AAGCCGGCGGCGCGCGGGCGGCUGGGCAGGGAGGGCGGCCGGGCGGGCAGCGGCCCCCGCCCGCGUCUGCGCCCCUCGCUCGCGCAAGACCCCGGCUUCGGUGCCUCGGGCCCCGUCGCCCGUCGCCAUGGUGGGCCGGCUGAGCCUGCAGGAUGUGCCGGAGCUCGUGGACGCGAAGAAGAAGGGCGACGGCGUCCUGGACAGCCCGGAUUCGGGGCUCCCCCCCAGCCCCAGCCCCAGCCACUGGGGGCUCGCGGCGGCCGCGGGAGGCGGAGGCGGCGGGGAGCGCGCUACGGCCCCGGGGGCGCUGGAGCCCGACGCGGCGGCGACCCCCACGGCUCCGAAUCCAGCGCCUCUGCCUCUGCCUCCCAGCUGUGCACUGAGGCUGUGCCCCCUGUCCUUUGGCGAAGGAGUGGAGUUUGACCCCUUACCACCAAAGGAAGUAAGGUACACGUCCUCGGUCACGUACGACUCGGAGCGACACUUCGUGGAUGGCGUGCAGCUGCCCCUGGGCCUGGCCGUGGCCUCCUGCAGCCAGACGGUCACCUGCCUCCCCAACUGCACGUGGCGCAACUACAAGGCUGAGGUGCGCCUGGAGCCGCGCCACAAGCCCGCACGCUUCCUCAGCACCACCAUCGUCUACGGCAAGUACCCCAAGACCGUCUACACCACCACCCUGGAUUACAACUGCCGCAAGACGCUGAGGCGGUUUCUGUCCAGUGUGGAGCUCGAAGCCGCGGAGCUCCUGGGCAGCGACGACCUCUCGGAUGAAUGCUGACUCGGCAGGCUGGGCUGGGGCUGGGCGGCUCUUCCGCUGCCCUGACCACGACCUCUCCAGGCUGGGCUGGGGUCAGGGUCAGGGUUAGGGGGACCGGCUCUUCCGCUGCCCUGACCACGACCUCUCCAGGCUGGGCUGGGGUUAGGGUCAGGGUUAGGGGGACUGGCUCUUCCGCUGCCCUGACCACGACCUCUCCAGGCUGGGCUGAGGUCAGGGUCAGGGUCAGGGUUAGGGGGACCAGCUCUUCCGCUGCCCCUGACCUCACAGAUGACUCGGCAGGCUGGGCUGGGGUCAGGGUUAGGGUUAGGGGGACCGGCUCUUUCACUGCCCUGCCCCUGACCUCUCCAGGCUGGGCUGGGGUCAGGGUUAGGGUUGGGGGACUGGCUCUUCUGCUGCCCUGCCCCCAACCUCUUGCAUGACUCGGCAGGCUACACUGGGGUCCCACGGCUCUUCUACUGCCCCCAGCUACCCUGGCCAAGCCCGGUGGCCUUGCCCUUCAUGUCAUUCUAGCCCCAGAGGAGUCUAACCUAGAGACACCUCCAAGUCCGGGGAAGAAAAAAAAUCACUGCGUCUCAUAAUGACUGAGAUCUUUGUGUUUUAAUUUCAAGCUGUUUUUGAAAAGAGUGUUUGUCCUGCUUUGCUGCUGUGGUGUUUCCCCAAAGUCUCCAUCUGAUGAGGCCAUAAAAAGGCCAUGAGGAGGCCGGAAAGCAGCAGCGGUCUGGGAUGGGAGGGAGGGAAGCUCCCCAUCCACUGGUCAGUUCCUCAGAAGAAGAGUGUGGAAAUGUCCUGGGAUGGAAAGUGAGAUUUAAGGAAUUUCAGCCGCGGGGUGUUCACUGCAUAAAAGUGGUGCUAAUUCAGUAAACGGUGGUGCCGUGGGGUCCAGUCUGUGGAGAGCUGAGCUCCCUCCUGUGUGUUUAAAUUCCCACCUCCUUUUGUGUUUCCUGUUACCUAAAGUCUUGCAAUUCCCUAAAUCUUUUUCAAGGUAACAACAACAAAAACCCCAAACCACAAUAUAAGAUGCCUUAAAAAAAAAAAAAAAAAAAAAAAAAAGAUUGGCCCUGUUGUCGCCUGCUCCGGGAAGGCCAGGGACGUCCUCCGGGACGGCAGGUUUGGGAGCGGUGGCUUUGGUUCUGGUUGCUUCCUUGUGGUCAGUUCCAAGCGCAGACUUUGGCAAAACGCCUGAAACCCCUGGCAUCUGGUGACAGUCUCCGCAGGCUUCUGAGGCUCUCCUGAUAGGUGUUUUGGGGUUUCAGAAUACUUUCCAGUUUUCUCACAAGGCAAAACAGAGGAGAGGGCUUUUUUUUUUUUUUUUUGGAGAGAAACAGUAUGUUUCUCUCAAAACAUACUGUCGGAGUAAGAGUAUGCUUGGAAAACACACCUUUUGGGAGUCCAUGGGGGAGAGGAUACUUGGGGCAGGAACCGGUGGCUCUGACCCGAGGAGGCGGACGCGGAUGACGACUGGGUUAUUCUGAGAGGGGCCGGGCUUGACUCAUUCUUAGGACUUCGAUGGCGUCAGAAUUGGCGGGAUUCUGCCAGUGCCUUAGGACUAAUGCAAAAAGCAGUGAAGGCCGGUGUGGCGGCUCGUGCCUGUAGUCCCACCUACUCGGGAAACUGAGGCAGGGGGAGCUCUUGAGCCCGAGAAUUGGAGACCAGUCUGGGCAACAUAGUGAGCUUCUAUCUCUAAAAGAAAAAAAGGCGAGGACAUCUCUGCCCCCGACCCCCGACACCAGCCAAGCUAAGCUGAAUUGGAGUAGGAAUGGCACAAAAACCUGGCCGCUGUCAUGGUGUCCUGCGUCCCUCUUAUGGGCUGUUCGAGUGGAAGCGAUAGUCGGGGAGCUGGAGUCAACUGAAGAUGUUCGCGAGGUUGACCCGGCCCAGCGGCGGGGCGGGGACCAGGGUUCGAGGCCCUGGCCCUGCCUCCCGCAGCCCGCACUCCCCGGUCUCUGCUCCUUAGAACCUUCCACCCAUCCCUGUGGUGUUUGGGUAAAGAAAGUGGCAGACGGUCUUUUUUCUUCCAAUAUUGGAAAUAACAAACUAGAUACUUACUUUGAAUCCACCCAGAUUAUGUCAAGCGCCCAAGGCCUGCGGAGCGCCGUGAGCUCAGCCUCCGCCGUGGCUCUGGUUUCCGUGGACGGCUUGCAUCUGCCCCGACGCGGUGCCCAGAGCCACGGCGGGGACUCUGUGCGGGGAUAAUGCCUCGUCUGCGGUGGGGGAGGCGGCGAGAACCACGCUGUCCUCUGUGGACAGCAGCGUUCAUCUGCUGUGUCCCUAAUGGACACGACGGCGCCGUGGACAAAGCCAGUGGCCCCCUUGGUGGCUCCAGCUUCCGGGCUGAAGCUCAGCUGGGACCCAGUGAGGGGUACUCGGGGCUCCAGCGUCUCCUCAUAGUCACGUGCAGAGUGAAAAAUGCUUCCUGUGGUUGACAGAGCAAGUGCCAUGAUAAAAAUGGAUUUUUUGUCUGAUUUCAUGCUGUGAAGUGGUCAGUGUAAUUUUUAGGUAACGUUAGGGGGUCCUCAAGGCCUUGCUCUGCCCCGUUUCCACUUAGUGGAAACAGUACCCCCUGCGCGGCAGGCGUGGGAGUCACUUGUUCCCCGGUGUCCUUAGGAGACUUUUUUUUCUUUUGUCUUAGGGGACUGUUAAGUUCAGGCAAAUCAUGCUAGGUGUGGAGACAGUCUGACAUUCAUCAGUAAAGAAAGUGGGAGUGAGCGAUUGUGAAUGUGUAAUGCAAAUGGAAAACCAGGUGUUACUGUGUUAAGUUACUCACUAGGGAGCAGCUGCAGCUCUUUCCAAGCCUCUUUCUCUCCAAACCUGACAGCUGCAGAAAAGGAAGCGUGUGAGGAAAAUGGAACCUGUCAGGGUGGGUUGGAGGCGUCUGUCCACUGUUCCUUUGCAAGGUGGAAGCAGUGAGCUUUCAGACCCACUGAUUAAAAACACACAUUCCUAAGUGUAUGUGAGAGACACUGUUUGUUAAUUAAAAAUCUUUUUUCUCCGUCUCUUAAAUCAUGGCUUUCAGGUAAUAAGGAUACUUUUAGCGAAAAGUUGUUUUUCUUUCAAACCACAGACCUUUUUAAAAGACUUUACUUUGAGCGAAUACCUUUCUAUUUGACACUUUCCCUGUUUCUGACCUUAGGAAACCAGAAAGCAUUUGACAGAUGCGAUGUUUUCAGUUGACUUUUGACACCUGUUGCACUCCCUUUCGCUUUGCGACUUCUCCAUUUAACAAUAAAUUAUCUGAAAAACAAAA